AAUGACAUUUCGGAUAAGCUUCGUAACACGAACGUGGAUCGCCAUUUUGUCCUGUCAUCUGAGCUCUAUGAUAUAUUUCAUCUUCUUUCGUCUCGUAUUCUAUGGGCCACUCGCUGGUGUACCUGCAAAAUUCUGCUUAUUCUUCAGCUGUACAAAAACACGUUGAAUACUCACUCGAAAAAUAUCUUCAAGAGUUCUCUUUCGAUUGUUUUAUCGGCAUUUUUGAAAAUAGAGGAAAAUUCGCAGAGUGAUCUCAGAAUACAAUCUCUCCCAUGGUAACCCAUGCUGUAAAAUACGCCAAAAAUAGAAGCAUUUACAGUUUCAUGGCAUUUCCUUAGUUCUUAUCGUAACUUACUGGUAGAACAUUUUUUCAAGUUUACCGAGCAAACUGCGUUUUUCUCUUCUUACUGCCGUCUCUUCGGAAGUGUCGGGUGUGGUCAUCAUUUCUUCUUUUUUUUCUAGGGGGUAGUUUAUGCCCCAAUUUACAGCCUCUGUAAAAAUGUAACCUGGCGUGAUGCCCAUUUGGUAAGUGAGGCAUAUUUGAACCUAUAACAUAAGCAUCGAAGUAUUUUUAUUAUAUCUAGAUAAGUAAGUAAUUUUUAUUCUUACCGAUAGGGUACUUCCUUUCGGAAAUGUUAUAUACCUCUUCUUCCGUACGUUUUUUGACACUGCAUCUCCCAUCACCAAUACCAACAGUAUGAAUUCAGCCGCUAAAAGUCCAAAUUUCAAUUCCAUUCUUUCUCUACUCGAGAAACAGUUAAUGGUUUUCUUGAUCAUAUCUGAAUUGUUCCAAAAAUUAACACCUUUGGUUGAGACGGCAUUUUUUCAAUAUUUACUCAACGGUUUUCCGUGGACGGUAGUCUAUUAGUUUCUCAUGUAUACUCGAUUGAAUCAUCAGGAAAUCAUGGUCAGGUUUUUAGCCUAUACUUUUUUGUUUCUUGUUCAUUCUGAAAUUAUCUGUGGAGAAAAUGGUUUGAUUCCGAGGAGAAGCAAGAGAUUCGUCGCUUUUCCUGAAGGUGCAUCUUUGUCGGUAGCUCUAUGUAUGACGCAACAAGUGAUUAUCCCAGCCGGAAGUAUAUUCACAGAGGGCGUCAAUUGGGGUAUCAGUUACCAACUUCCGAAUAAAACGACCUACUUGGACAACCUCAAAGAAAAGUCCCACAUAGUAAAAAGAAGCGAAAGAAGGGACAUCUAUGAGAACCUAGAGCUGAUCAUAGAGAAUUUCGGCUUCAACGGUAAAUCUUGCAUUAUGCGAGCCCUGUGCGAAGCUCCCAAGAAGAUGGAGUUCAACAACAAGAGUAUCUCGGAGAAAAUCAUCGAAACACUCUUCAGAUACCCGUUGGACCCAAUUGAAGGUAAAGAACCGGAUCAACAUCGUCAUUACCACUUGGCAGCCAGGUUGGGUCGGGAAACGGAGAACAAUUGCGAUUCGUUCGUUAAAGAAUGUCCUAUUUCCUUGUUAGAUAUCUCUCUAGGAGUGCUCAACGACCAUUUCACCACGUGAUAAAAUAAAAUAUCGAUAUUGAAAGUA
Coccinella septempunctata (seven-spotted ladybird) is the source of this 1531-nucleotide messenger RNA. RefSeq lists its product as uncharacterized. Lineage: Eukaryota; Metazoa; Arthropoda; Insecta; Coleoptera; Coccinellidae. The record is from RefSeq and is a predicted model, not a curated record. The coding region runs from base 875 to 1504 and encodes 209 amino acids. The transcript is spliced from 4 exons.